Astyanax mexicanus (Mexican tetra) is the source of this 2264-nucleotide messenger RNA. RefSeq names its product zinc finger protein 271-like. NCBI's taxonomy places the organism in Eukaryota, Metazoa, Chordata, Actinopteri, Characiformes, Acestrorhamphidae. The transcript is spliced from 2 exons. The coding region runs from base 610 to 1749 and encodes 379 amino acids. The record is from RefSeq and is a predicted model, not a curated record.
AUUGUUAUAAUUGUGUUAACCUUUAGUAAACAAAAGAGACUCUUAUGUUUUACACUCCUGUUGGAGGUUGGUUGAUGUGUUGUAACAGUAAAAAGGUCAUUAUUUUGCUGUGAUUUUAUUUUGAACUACAAUUCCCUGCACCAACAAGACAACUGCAUCGGAUCAACAUUUCCAAAAAACACAUCUUGAACUCAGGAGCGCAUAUCACUGUUAGCCUGAAGCCAGUGUGGUGGAAAAUAAUGAACUGUUAUCAGGAGUUGUUAAAAAAAAAAAAUCAGGUUUGUGAAGCAUUGAUUUGGAUUAAUGUAUUUGGUUAAUGUGUGGAAACUUUUAUAAAUUGGUUUAAAGGAAAAAGCUUUGGACAUCAUCUGUCGUGAUGAAGAACAAAUCAAGCAUCGGCAAUGUGAUUUGAACCAAUGUGUGUCGUUUUUUCGGCACACGCCUCAAAGCUUCAGAUUAAAGGAAAUUAAAAUAUUUUCCUGAAAUUCAUCACCAACAACCAGGAUAUUUAACUAAGAGCAAAGUUAAACUGCUGAAAGAGGUGAAGCACAAGCCAUCCUGAAGAAUCUCCAGAACACGCAGAAAUUGUUUGCUACAUUUAAAAGACAAAUGAAGCCAAGUCCCGACAUGGAGAAACAUCAGCACUCUGUCAAGAGUUUUACUAAACAGAGUAAUCUCAAAAGUCACCAGCACAUUCACACAGGAGAGAAACCACAUCACUGCUCAGACUGUGGAAAGAGUUUUAAUCAACAGAGUCAUCUCCAACGACACCAGCGCAUUCACACAGGAGUGAAACCAUUUCACUGCUCAGACUGUGGGAGGAGUUUUAAUCGACAGAGUCAUCUCAAAAGUCACCAGCGCAUUCACACAGGAGAGAAACCAUAUCACUGUUCAGACUGUAGGAAGAGUUUUAUUACACAGAGUAAACUUAAAAUACAUCAGCGCAUUCACACAGGAGAGAAACCUUAUUACUGCUCAGACUGUGGGAAGAGCUUUAAUCGACUGGAGACUGUCAAACGGCAUCAGCGCAUUCACACAGGAGAGAAACCGCAUCACUGCUCGGACUGUGGGAAGAGUUUUACUGAACAGAGUGCUCUCAAAAUACACCAGCGCAUUCACACAGGAGACAAACCGUAUUACUGCUCAGACUGUGGGAAGAGUUUUAAUCAUCACAGUCAUCUCAAAAAACACCAGCGCAUUCACACAGGAGAGAAACCAUAUCACUGCUCAGACUGUGGGAAGAGUUUUAAUCAUCACAGUCAUCUCAAAAAACAUCAGCGCAUUCACACAGGAGAGAAACCUUAUUACUGCUCAGACUGUGGGAAGAGCUUUAAUCAACUGGAGACUGUCAAACGGCAUCAGCGCAUUCACACAGGAGAGAAACCGCAUCACUGUUCGGACUGUGGGAAGAGUUUUACUGAACAGAGUGCUCUCAAAAUACACCAGCGCAUUCACACAGGAGAGAAACCGUAUUACUGCUCAGACUGUGGGAAGAGUUUUACUACACAGAGUGAUCUCAAAAAACACCAGCACAUUCACACAGGAGAGAAACCGUAUCACUGCUCAGACUGUGGGAAGAGUUUUAAUCAACAGAGUAAUCUCAAAAGUCACCAGCGCAUUCACACUGGAGUAAAACCAUAUCACUGCUCAGACUGUGAGAAGAGUUUUACUACACAGAGUGAUCUCAAAAAACACCAGCGCAUUCACACAGGAGAGAAAAAUGUCCCAAAUUUGUCCCAUGGCAAUUAAAAGCGCAAAUCAUAAAUUCCACCAGAAACAAAUAUGAACUGUAUUUAACAAUGGAUUUUACAGGUUCAGCAAAACUAUUCUUAUCCAGGGAUGAUGUGUAUAGAAUUCCAUGUUAUGUUUGUAUGUCUUGUAAGUUUGAAUAUUCCAGGACAUUCUUUGUGAGACAGAGCUCAGUUUUUAGGUUAGUUACUGUUGCACAGUAAGGUUACAGGCUCAUUCACUCCCUCUGCUGGUGUUCUUGUUUGUCUAUGGUUCAGUCCAAUUAAAAAUCUGUUACUAUAGAGGGAUAUAGAGAGAUAUUUGGUUGUGUUGUAUUACUCAAGUUUUAUACUCUCUCAUCUUUUCCUUAUUGAAUAUUAAAUGUUGCUUAUGGUUUUUUUAAUCUCCAAAGUUACUAAGAAUAUCCAAAUAAUGUAGUUUCUUAAUUGUUUUUAUCCAGUACAAACUAUUAUCUUUGUAUUACUUCACCUCUAUAUUUACCCAUGUGUGUUUUAAUAAACAGCUUUUAUAUUGCA